Uloborus diversus is the source of this 642-nucleotide messenger RNA. RefSeq lists its product as uncharacterized. The transcript has 2 exons. Bases 1 to 642 code for a protein of 213 amino acids. NCBI's taxonomy places the organism in Eukaryota, Metazoa, Arthropoda, Arachnida, Araneae, Uloboridae. The record is from RefSeq and is a predicted model, not a curated record.
AUGGACACAUCUUAUCCAAAAGAAGAGGAUUCCUGUCUCCCACAUGUCGACAACACGCAAUACAGGCAAGCAAUUGGAGCCUUACUUUAUAUAGCUACAGUAACCAGACCGGACAUUACCUUCACUGUGAACAUAUUGAGCAGGAAGGAUGAAUCUCCCAAUGAAAAGGAUUGGAAAGCAGUUCUAAGAGUCAUUGAAUAUUUGGACUCAACGAAGGACAUUUAUUUACAAAUUGACUCUAGCAGUCCACCAACUCUUACCUGUUACACAGAUGCUGAUUUCGCAUCUGACCUUGCCACUAGAAAAUCAACAGGGGGUACUGUAUUUUUCUUAGGGAACAAUCCUAUAUUUUGGUCCACUAAGAGACAAAAUUGUGUUUCAUUAUCUUCAACCGAGUCGGAGCUCAUUUCUGCAGCCACUGCUGCUCAAGAGCUGAAAUGGAUAUUAGAUCUAAUUAAAGAUUUUGGCCUAAUUCAAAAAUUGCCUGUUAAAAUGUUUGAGGAUAACAAAUCAACAAUUUCUUUAAUUCAACAUGGGAAAAUGAAUACUAGGUUAAAGCAUCUUAAUGCGAUGUCUUAUGAUAUAAGCUUGAACUUGGAUACUGAUAAAGGUUUGGUGUUAGAUUUUAAUGGAGAUUUAUGA